GGAGAGCCUGUGGCUCUCCCACGGGUCUCGGGGGUGCAGGAUGGUGGGGAAUGAUGGUCCCGUCGCAGCAUCCUCCCAGCUCUACGGAGGCUGCCUGCAUCCCCGAGGGAAAAGCGAGAGUUUCUUCUGGUUUGCUCUGUACAGAUUGGGCCAGAUCCGGCAGCUUUGGCACAGAGAGGCGAACUGAGCUGGAGCCGCUGGACUCCAGCUGGUGGAGGGGGAAGCAUCUGGGGGACUGUUGUGGUACAUCCCUGACCCCGGCGGCAGAUUUCUGCACCUCUCUGCUUUUGAUUCCUAAAAGAUGUUGGUGGAACGAGAUCUUUAUGCACCGGCAGCCAAGGUUUGAGCCUGGAAUAGUGUCUCCUUUCAAACGAGUCUUCCUGAAGGGCGAAAAAGGUCGGGAUAAAAAAGCCCAGGAGAAGGUUACAGAGAGACGGCCUCUGCAUACAGUGGUGGUGUCCCUGCCUGACCGCGUCGAACCAGACGUGCUGCUGAAUGACUACAUCGAGAAAGAAGUGAAGUAUUUAGGUCAACUCACAUCCAUCCCAGGGUACCUGAAUCCCUCCAGCCGCACGGAAAUCUUGCAUUUGAUCGAUAAUGCAAAGAGAGCACACCAGCUCCCCGGGCAGCUGACCCAAGAACAUGAUGCUGUCAUCAGUCUCUCUGCCUACAACAUCAAGCUGGUGUGGCGGGAUGGAGAAGAUCUCAUCCUCAGGGUCCCCAUCCAUGACAUCGCGUCCGUUUCCUACAUCCGAGAUGACUCCUCUCACUUGGUUGUGCUGAAAACAGCUCAGGACCCCGGGAUCUCCCCAAGCCAGAGCCUCUGUGCUGAGAGCUCCAAAGCGCUUACUUCGGGCUCGCUGUCUGAGAGCGGGGUGGUUCCCGUUGAAGCUUGUUCCUUGGUGGUCCUGGCUACGGAGAACAAAGUGACUGCCGAGGAGCUGUGCUCGCUUCUCAGCCAAGUCUUCCAGAUUGUUUACACUGAGUCCACGAUAGACUUCUUGGACAGAGCAAUAUUUGAUGGGGCGUCCACGCCAACACGGCACAUGUCCUUACAUAGCGAUGACUCUUCUACAAAAGUGGAUGUUAAGGAAUCUUAUGAAACGGAAGCAAGCACUUUUUCCUUUCCAGAAACCUUGGAUGCAGGUGACAACUCCCCCUCUUCCUUCUCCACACAACAGUCUCCGCACAUUAAGACAGUCAGUGAGAGCGAGCUGAGCACCACGGCGACAGAGCUGCUCCAGGACUAUAUGAUGACGCUCCGAACGAAACUCUCUUCCCAAGAGAUCCAGCAGUUCGCAAUGCUCCUGCACGAGUAUCGCAAUGGGGCUUCGAUCCAUGAAUUCUGCAUCAACUUGAAGCAGCUCUACGGGGACAGCAGAAAGUUUCUGCUCUUAGGUCUUCGCCCCUUCAUCCCCGAGAAGGACAGUCAACACUUUGAGAACUUCCUUGAAACCAUCGGGGUGAAGGACGGCCGAGGCAUCAUCACAGACAGUUUCGGGAGGUACAGACGGACACUGAGCACCACCUCCAAUUCCACCACCAACGGCAACGGCGCUGCUGGCAGCUCAGAUGACCAGUCCGUCCCUUCGGAGGAGGACGAGUGGGACCGAAUGAUCUCGCACAUCAGCAACGACAUUGAAGCCCUGGGGUGCAGCAUGGACCGCGAUUCCUCCUGAGAGCCAGCGAGGGGGGGAGGACGGCCCCGGCAGCUCCCCGCGCCGGGGCAGGGGCUCACUCCGGCACCUUCCCACCCUCUCGGAGAGACCCCCGCAGCAGUGCCUGUAUCCUGACCGUCGUUCUGGAAGAGGUUUUGGGGCUAGAUCAGGAUGUAAUUACUCUCCCGUCCUCGUUAACGGCUCCAAGUGGCCCUCGGCAGGCGGCCAGCACCCUCUCACCGUGCCGGCACGCUGUGGUGGAGGACGCCGGGGCAGGAGCCCGGCCUGCGCCGUCCCUGGUUUGGUUUUGCCGGCACAGCAGGGAGCGAGGCCGGGGAGACAAGUCGGCUACAACCCUCUGCCUGGUUUACAGUUUUGCACAUGGUAUCCCUGUUGUAACUGCUCUCCUCCUCUUCUUCUUCCUCCCCCUGUUUUUCGAAUGAAGUUUACCACAAUGUGAAUUAUUUAAACCUAUUGUCGAUGUUGUCGAAACAUUUCGGCUCCAGACCCGCAGGAGAAUCUGCCGAUGCCGCUCGCACUGCGAGCUUUGUGCUUGGGCUGCCGCAACCCGGCCUGCAAACGCUGCCGUACCGCCCCCCCCCCGGCCCCGGCUUUGCUCAGGAAUAGCGGGAGGACCCCAGGGAGGUGGGGGGGGGGCCACACGGAUGCCAUUUUACCUGCCAGCGGGCUCGUGUGCGCCCGUGGGCACAGGGCAGGCGCCUGCCAGGGCAUCCCCUUCCUGCACGCCAGCCUGCCGAGCACAAGGACUUGCCCCAUGCAUCCCACCCCCCCGUCCCCCCGGUCUGGGGGACCCCCUGGUCCUCCCCUGCCACCCGUCCUGGGGUUUGGGGUGCUGGCAGGAGGGCAUUGGGUGUCUGUUGGGGCUCCUCGGGGACUUUGCUGUCCCCCAGGGACACCACUGGGACAGGAGAGCUGAUCCAGGACCCACUCUGGGAAGGUUUUUUUUUGGGGGGGGGGGGGUAGGGGGAGGCUGCAGGGUGUGCUGUACAUGUUGUAUAUAUUUUUACAUACAGUUAUAAAUACACACUUAUUUUUUUAAUCUCUAUCCCCUGCCAGAGGAGCACUCCCGUGCAGAGAGAGGUGCUGGCUGGGCCCCACGGGGGAGAUGCUGUUUGCUGGGGCAGGGUGGGGGUCACCUAAGAAGGAUCAGGGCUUGGGGUGGGGGUCCCCAGUUAUCUUAGAGCCACAACCAGGAGGAAGGAUGGGGCUGGAGGAGGAUUGGGGCAGCACCCCAGGGGUCAGACAGGGUCUCUGGCACCCAUGGGUGGCUCUGGCAGCCACCCCGAGCUGGGGCGGGGGCUGGCUGCGGUGGGUGCUUUGCAGCCAGACACUGGCUCAGCAGUUUUUGGGGGGGAGAACCGGCCUCCUCCUGCACAUUCCUCUGCUCUUUGUCCCCAAAGCCUUCCCUGCAGCUCCCCACCCAACCAUUACCCUUACCGGUGUCCGUCCCAGGCAGGCAGCAGACUUCAUCCCUACCAUCCUCUCCCUCCCCAACCCCGCUGCUCCGGCCAUUUCUUACCUGCCCUUUCCCGGGAUCGCAGGCGCCGGCCCUCGGUACGAUCCUGCACAGAUCCCGCGCUGCUUUAGGCUGGGGUCAGGGUGACCCCCUUCUGCUCCCUGGGGGGUUCCCCAUCACCCCAAUCCCUCCUUCCCCUGGACUUUAAGGGGUGAAAGCAGCCGAGUCACCCCGGUGUUCGGCUCCCUGGGGAGCCGGGGACAGGUACAGGAUCCCUCCAUCCUCCGACAGCCCUUUCCUUCCAGUUUUGAGGCUGAUAUAAACUCCAGAGCAGAGAGGGGGGGGGGGUCUCAAAGAGGGUCCCCCAGCCCCUGGAGGAAAGGGUUUGGCCAGGACACAUCCAUCCCGGAGCGCAUCUUCCCUAGGAACAAGCCUUGAUGGAGAAGCUUGAGGUUUCCUCCUCCUGGCAGGUGUUUUUGCCAUCAGCCAAGGGAAGGGGAGAUAGGGGGUCCCGGCUCCAUCCCCUGGGCACCAGCUCCAGGGCCUCAGGAUUGGGGAAACCAAGAUUUUUCCUCCUUCUUAAGCCCAGGAGGCAGCAACACAGCACAGGGCUGGGAGUACUCAGAGCUGGGGGUAGUUUUAGUGCCUUUUUAUGAUUUACAGAUUAAAAACAAAUUGCACAUGGGGAUGUUCAAGUCCUUAAAGACUUAAGGAAAUUUGGAAGAAAAAAAAAAAAAAAAGCCCUAUUUUUGACAUGAUUGUAUACGGAGAGCUAUAAAACAGAAGCCGUAACAGCUCGCGGUGGUUUUGUUUUGUUUUUUUUUUUUUAUACUUUGGUGGGAAACAGGACUUAAUUCUGGAAAUAACCCCGCGGGGUGUAGCGUUCUGGGAGCGAGUAGAUGGCAGCAGCCGGGGGGGUUUCUGCCGCCUCCAUUUUCCCAUCGCCAGCCCUGGAGCGACCCUGGCACCGGGGGACAUGGGAUGGGGGGGCCGCGGCGGUCCCAGGGCAGGCUGUGUAUGUAUGCUUUCUGUACGGAGUAUUUGUUACAGGUAAAUAUAAUUCUGCACCCGA
Messenger RNA from Aquila chrysaetos chrysaetos, 4207 nucleotides. RefSeq names its product CCM2 scaffold protein (gene CCM2). Lineage: Eukaryota; Metazoa; Chordata; Aves; Accipitriformes; Accipitridae. Bases 51 to 1679 code for a protein of 542 amino acids. The transcript has 10 exons. Gene Ontology annotation, biological process: heart development; vasculogenesis. The record is from RefSeq and is a predicted model, not a curated record.